This is a messenger RNA of Colletotrichum chrysophilum, 1716 nucleotides long. RefSeq lists its product as uncharacterized. The transcript has 3 exons. The coding region runs from base 1 to 1716 and encodes 571 amino acids. Gene Ontology annotation, cellular component: endoplasmic reticulum; membrane. Gene Ontology annotation, molecular function: long-chain fatty acid-CoA ligase activity. Lineage: Eukaryota; Fungi; Ascomycota; Sordariomycetes; Glomerellales; Glomerellaceae. The record is from RefSeq and is a predicted model, not a curated record.
AUGGGGUUCUUUGACAACGUCAUGCUCCAGAUGGACGAGGGCGUUUCCGGUUUCUUCGGACAAUGGAACAACUACACCACCGCCAUUGUCACCCUGCUCGUUGUCAUCGUUUCCUAUCGAAUUGCAUCCAGCCAAGACCCCGAUACCCAUCCUAUGCUCCUUGCCCGACAGGCCCAAGGCUCACCAGUUCGACAAAAAGGAGAAUCGCCCGUCUAUCGAUCCCACUCUUCUCCUCAUGGCAUGCCCCUGAACAGCGGACUCAACGUCAAGGACCCCGGUACUUCGAAAUGGUCGAGAGGACGCGACGGAGAUCUCAGAGAUAUAUGGAGAAAGGUUGUGGCUGGCGCAACUGGCGAUGAUGGCAAGGGUGUCAUGGGAAAGGGCAGACUGCUGACAGUCUUGGGCUCCGAGAACGUUAUUGAGCACAAGUUGGAGGACAUCACUCGACAGAUCAAUCUCAUCGGACAGCAUAUCCACGAGCAAGGUGGUAUCCGCGUUGCCAUUUACCUGCCAAACUCUAUUGAGAUCCUGGUUGCCCUGUUUGCCUGCAGCUUCUAUCCCAAUCUCACGGCCAUUCUGAUUCCGUUCGACGUGUCCACGGAAGAGCUCACCAUGAUGCUCCGUCGAUCUGCCGCAGACACUGUCAUCACGGCUCCCGGCGCGUUCCCUUUUGAACCUGUCGUCAAAGCGUAUCCCUCCCUGCGCCAGCUGAUCUGGGUUGUUGAUGAAGGAAGCAGCCACAUGGACUGGAACGAGGUGCCCGAGGGUACCGGCGGCAGUGUCAAUGUCGCGACUUGGCAAGACAUCAUUCGCGACGCCCCUGCUGAAGCUGGAAGAGAGUUGCCUGCUCCGAACAAGGAGGAUGAACCCAGGGAGGUCAUUACUUUCUGGCAGACGAAGCCCGGCACCAUGGAAGAGAUGGUUCGUUUCACUCAGGCCAACUUGGUCUCUGGAGUUGCUGGUCAGCUUGCUGCUGUUCCUUCAACCCAGCGCCUCAGCCCUUCUGACCUGUUCCUCGCGGCCGACUCUUUGACAAACACUCACACCCUCAUCUUGACGCUCGCGGCUUUGUACUGCAACGCCUCUGUUGCCUUCAACUCGGUUGCUGGACGCUCGCCUGACUUGGUUCUCGCUACCCAAGGAGUGACCCCUACCGUGCUUGUGGCCACGCCAGAGACUCUGUUGAGGACACACCAGGAGGCUACUAAGCGCCUGACCUCUGCCAUUGCCAAGGUUGCUCACUGGGCCCAAUCCCGCUCUCUGACAGAAAGCGGCGUGAUGCCCGUUGCCUCUGCGGCCUCCCGAUUUAACAGCUCAUCGCGGCCGGCAAUUGGCAAAACGCCGGGCAAGUUGCGUCUCGUUUACGUUGCUGAUAGAGCCGGCGCUGAUUCUCCGCCUCUGUCUUCUCGGAUUCUCUCUGACCUUCGCGUGUUCUUGGGUGCCAGGAUCAUUUACGCUCUGGCGGCCCCAAAGGUUGCAGGCGCCGUUGCGCAGACUGGCUACUACGACUACAGAGUUCAUGACGAUGAGCGGUCGCAUUUCGGUGCGCCUGUCACGAGUACGGAGAUUCUGUUGAGGGACACGGAGAAGCACAAGAAUGCGGACUCGGAUUAUAAGGGAGAGAUCAUAGUCAGAGGCCCUUGUGUUGCAGGCAAUGAGGCGUCUAUCAAGAUUGCUGGCCAGAUUCGGGACGACAACACCUUGGCGUAUGCCUGA